AUGGUCCGACACAAGUGGUAGAUCAUAGAUGCAUCGAUGCGACGAAGGACUCCACAGAUAUUUUCAUUGCUCGGCACAGUUGCGUUUGUGAAGUGAAAAGAUUCUGAACCUAGCUUCGUUUCACUCUCUACUCUUGAUACAAUUAGUUUCCUGGAGAAUUCCGAGAUGGCGUCCCUUCAGUUCUUACUCAUCCUAUCUGUGAUUGGUCUCAGUGCAGCGCUGCCAGCACUUCAGUACCCUAUCCACGCGUCCUGUAACAUUCAGUGGACGUUUGCAACUACAUCAUGUGACAAAGUCAAUGAGGCUCUGUACGCAGCUGCAAACAAGAUGCAGGGAACAACGGGAUGUGACGAUGGCAGCGAGAAGUGCUUGUACACGGUUGAAUCUCACUCUGCAUCUAAGAUGACACUCAAGCAUGAGACCCCAAAAAAGCACUACAAGGAUGACUUGACCAUCACGUUUUCUGCAUCAGGAUCCGGCUGCAGUGUGAAGGCUGCUUCAACAUCUGAGACAUGGUAUGCGUAUCUGGAUGAUGGCACAAACUACUGCAACCUGGAGAACCUCCUAACUGUGGGCGGCCUGAAGACUUCCGACGUCACGGAGCAGACGAGUGACUCUCAGUGCACCCAGUACUCGUCGCGUGACUGUAGCAAAUACUAAGUGUGCAGCCAGGGAUAUCCAGAGGUACAAGGCAAAGAAUGAAUUGUACGAUGGACAGAUCUCGUCACUGAGCUGAUCAUUCCUUCCACAUGCACAUCCUACUCGUUUCAAGUUUGCAUGCUUCUUUCUUGUAAUGGCCACAUAGUACUAGUUUCGCCACAGAUGUUGUAGAUUCCGCGCAUCGUUGUAUCAUCUGUAUCAUUCUGUUGCAAGCACAAGCACAUCGCUACAUGACAUAUCUCUAAUUCAUGAGUGCUGGUACAUGCAACUUAACAGCACACUGCAGAGGGCUUGACAGUUCCUUACUUGCCGUCCUUCCACCAUUCCAGGUUCAGUGAAUAAAUGAUUGUGUACUUCAUAGUACGCGUGUUCUCUGUUUGUGGAUUACGUAAUUUACGAUGCAAGCCUUUGGUAUACAUUCAUGCACUCUUUAACAGUUGGUAAUUCUGUAGAACGGUACAUUAUACACUAUAGCAUUGAUAAUUUAUCACAUUGUCAAGACGGUUUCGGACUCGAAUGAUCGGUCUGGAACUGCAGGCCCAGAGCUGUUGUGACAUAAAGAAGAAGAUCGUGGCAUAGGUCUCGGUUUGA
Molecule: messenger RNA, 1251 nt
Organism: Sycon ciliatum
Lineage: Eukaryota; Metazoa; Porifera; Calcarea; Leucosolenida; Sycettidae
Exons: 5
Coding region: 166-660 (164 amino acids)
Source: RefSeq, a predicted model, not a curated record